GCACCCAGCUGGGCAGAGGGGCCCAGCCCACCCUCUCUGCUCUUGCCCUACUCCGCUCCAUGUGGGGGAUCAGGUGCCAGUGCCCCUGGGGAGGCAGGGGUUCCUUGGAAGCUAGACUGAGAUGCAGGAGUCUGUGGGACCUCUGGGGAGGGGAUGCCCCAAGCCUUGCCAGGUGACCUGGGCCUGGACAGCCAGGAGGGCUGCAGGGCUGAGGAGGGUAGGUGACCUGAUGGCCAGCCAGGGGACCUGGGCCAGCCAGCCAGGCUCUCCGUCGGCGCCUCCAUCCAGCCUAAGUCCCGCCCACUUGCCACACCCCUGACUCACUUCCUUUGCACAGAAGCGGAAACCUCCCCAGAGUUUCCUCCCGACCUAAGGCUCCCGGGACCUGCAGGUGCUGCUACCCCUCCAGGCCUGAGCUUGCCAGCCAGGCCCCUGACCCCAUCGGGACCCUCGACAGGAAGCUGGUAUUUUCUGUGUCCUGAGUUGCGGCCUCAGCAUCUGGCCUCUGCAGGGGGGCUGCCCUUGGUGGGCUGGGGGCCAGCAGGAACUUAACCUGACUCAGCUGCAGGGAGGGCGACCUGCAUGCGGAGCGCCGCCCCUGCGCCAUGGACAGCGGCCAGCCCAGUCUGGAGGCCGCGGGCCCCGGCGUCCCCCGCCCGAGCGUGAUCGCGCCGCUGCGCGCAGUGGUCCGUCUGCGCCGCCGCGUGUGCCUCCUGCGCAAGCGGCGCCCCCAGCCGCCCGGCUCGGGGUCGGCUUCCGCGCCCGGGGCGCCGCACGCUGACCCGGACCAGCCCCGGUUCUUCACCUUCGACGGCCCGGAGCCGCCGUCCAGGACGCCGCGCAAGAGGCGCCGACGCAGCCGUGUGGUGCUCUACCCGGAGACCUCGCGCAAGUACCGGCCUCACGCGGAGCGCCGCAGCCGCGCGCAGCGCUGCCUCCUGCUGCUCGUGGCCAUCGUGGGCUUCCAGGUGCUCAACGCCAUCGAGAACCUGGACGAUAACGCGCAGCGCUACGACCUCGACGGGCUGGAGAAGGCGCUGCAGCGCGCCGUGUUCGGGCAGCCGGCCGCCGUGGGGCGCAUCGUGGCGCUGCUGCGGGACUACCUGGCCACGCACGUGCACAGCCGCCCGCUGCUUCUGGCGCUGCACGGGCCCAGCGGCGUGGGCAAGAGCCACGUGGGUCGCCUGCUGGCACGCCACUUCCGCGCGGUGCUUGAGGACGGCGCGCUCGUGCUGCAGUACCACGCGCGGCACCACUGCCCCAAGGCGCGCGCUGCGCAGGACUGCCGUGAGGAGCUGGCCCGGCUGGUGGCCGGCGUGGCGGAGCGGGCCGAAGCGGAGGAGAAGACCCCGCUCGUGGUGCUGGAUGAGGCGGAGCUCCUGCCCCUGGCGCUGCUGGACGAGCUGCACGGCUUCCUGCAGCCGCAGCGCGCCCACCACUUCCACAACGCCAUCUACGUGCUCCUCAGCAGCGCGGGCGGCGCGGAAAUCACGCGCUUCGUGCUGCAGAACGCGUCCCGCGCGCUGCCCCCGCGCCCCGACGGCGCCCGCGGUGCUCACGGCGACUGGGAUGCGGCGGCCGCCCUGCGGGCCGAGGAGGAGCUGCGCGCCGGCCUGCGGGCGCUCCUGGUCCGCGAGCACCCGCUGUGGCAGGCCGCGGCCAUCGUGCCCUUGCUGCUGCUGGACAAGAGGGCCGUGGUCAGCUGCUUCCGGGACGAGAUGGCCGGGGAGGGCUUCUUCCCGGAGCAGGCCCGGGCCGAGCUCCUGGCCGCGCAGCUCAAGUACUACCGCGUGGCUGGCCGCGAGUUCGCCGUCACUGGCUGCAAGCAGGUGGUGGCCACGGUGAACCUCUUGUAGCAGGGGCCCGGCUGGACACGGCGGACGCUUGUGGGCACGAGGGGACAUCUUGGGGACAUCUCGGUCAUUGGGGGUAGUAGGAGGGAGGGGACCCUGUGGAUUUGCCUGAGGCCCCUAAUAAAUCUGUUUACAGCCCCCACCGCCCUCCCUAACCCGUGGUUCACGCUGGGAGGCUGGUGGGGGUGGCUCAGC
This is a messenger RNA of Neofelis nebulosa (Clouded leopard), 2048 nucleotides long. RefSeq names its product torsin family 4 member A (gene TOR4A). Gene Ontology annotation, cellular component: nuclear envelope; endoplasmic reticulum lumen. The transcript is spliced from 2 exons. Gene Ontology annotation, molecular function: ATP hydrolysis activity; ATP binding. NCBI's taxonomy places the organism in Eukaryota, Metazoa, Chordata, Mammalia, Carnivora, Felidae. Bases 606 to 1856 code for a protein of 416 amino acids. The record is from RefSeq and is a predicted model, not a curated record.